Orbilia oligospora ATCC 24927 is the source of this 1539-nucleotide messenger RNA. RefSeq lists its product as uncharacterized. Gene Ontology annotation, biological process: carbohydrate transport; transmembrane transport. The transcript has 3 exons. The coding region runs from base 1 to 1539 and encodes 512 amino acids. Gene Ontology annotation, cellular component: membrane. The record is from RefSeq and is a predicted model, not a curated record. Gene Ontology annotation, molecular function: carbohydrate:proton symporter activity. Lineage: Eukaryota; Fungi; Ascomycota; Orbiliomycetes; Orbiliales; Orbiliaceae.
AUGUCGGACAUCAAACCCACCGUCGAGAUCGACGAAGAGCGCACUUCAAUAAAGCAUCAAACAGUACUUGAUGCGGACAAUGAGGCAGAGCACUCAAUCACGCUUGGGUAUAUCUGGAAAAAUCAUCCUUCUUUGAUAUUCCACUCGUUGUACUGGGGUAUAUCUGCAUUUGGGUGGGGCUUCGACGCACAAAUCAACGGUGCCAUGAUCAGCGUUCCGUCUUUCAGGCGAGACUUUGGAUACAUUGAAAACGGCGAGGCUAUUCUCCCGGCAAAGUGGCAAACAGCCUUCAAUUGCAUCACGACGGUCGGCGGCUUCUUCGGCGCUUUCAUUUGCUCGUAUAUAUCUGAUCGCUUCGGACGUAAAAUCGGUCUUCUCUUCGGUCUCGCCUUCGCCACGGGUGGGAUCUUCGGCGAAAUAUUUGCCACGAACAAUGUCGCAUUUCUCAUGGCAAAGCUUGUCCUAGGCUUCGGUCUCGCUAGUUUUCUAACCAUCGGCCCCAUGGCUACCAGUGAGAUCACACCAGUAGUCCUGCGUGGCCUUUCUACCGCUGGUAUUAACUUGGGUAUCGCCCUUGGUCAGCUUGUUUCGAAUGGUGUAAUCAAAGGGUUCGGUAACCGCACUGACCACUGGGCCUACCGUGCUCCAUUUGCCAUCCAAUUCGCAUUCAUCGCCUUCCUUCUGGCAUUUUACCCUUUCACUCCAGAGACACCUUGGUUCCUGGUCCGAAAAGGCCGUAUCCCAGAAGCCACUGCUGCAUUCGAAAAACUAUGGGGCGGAAAUAUCAAUGCUGCAGCCAAAGUCGCCGCGUUACAAGCGAUCAUCGCUGAGGAGGAGAAAUCAGCGGAGAACCCUUCGAUCUUCGACUGCUUUCGUGGUACCAACCUUAUACGUACUGGUAUUUCCCUAUUCGGUUUCGCAUGCCAGCACUUCACGGGCAUCAUCUUCGUUCUCGGAUACUCCACCUACUUCUUCCAACUUGCCGGUCUCGAUACUUCUCGCUCUUUCGAUCUUGGUGUAGGUGUCACUGCUUGCGGUUUUACUGGUAAUUUGGUCAGUUGGUUUGUGCUGAACUCCUUUGGUCGCCGGCGAGUCUUCAACUACGGCAUGGUUGUCCUCACUGCUCUCCUACUCCUCAUCGGAAUAAUGGACGUCGUUCCAACCUCUGGCGCAAAGUGGGUACAAGCUUCAUGUACCGUUAUCUACGCAUUCGUUUAUUUCCUCACAAUCGGAGCGAUCGCGUACGUUUUACUGGGCGAGGUUUCGUCGCCAGCAAUGAGAGCUUCAACGGCAGCACUGGCGACAGCGACACAAAGUAUUCUGGGAUUGAUUAUGAAUUUUGCCAUUCCGUACAUGAUUAACCCCGACGAAGGAAACUUGAGAGGAAAGGUUGGGUUCGUGUUUGGAGGAUUGGCAGCCAUGGCUACCGUUUGCAGCUUUUUGUAUAUCCCAGAGUUGAAGGGACGGACCUUCGCAGAGAUAGAUCAAAUGUUCCAGAUGAGGGUUCCACCUAGAAAGAUGGGAGGAUACCAGUUUUAG